AUGGAGACGUCGGCGCCAAAGCGGCGCAAGACUUCGCCCACGUCCAAUGUCCCCGUGUCCGGCGGCUCGGAUUCGCACUCGUCAGACAGAGCCUCCACACGGUCGACGUCGACCCGGCCACCGCCCCGGGCCCGACGAGCCUCCUUUGCUUCACCGACCAAGGCGAGCCUCGCACGCUCAAACCCAGACAUCCUCGAGCGCCGGAAUGCCUCCCGGGCCGCGUCGCAGACUGGCGCACCCACCGAUGAGCAGCCUGCCAGUGCAGAGAGCAACGACAACGGCAACGGUGAGGGCGACGGCGACGGGGAUGAGGACGAGGACGAGAAUGAGGAUGAGGAGCUGACGGCGCAGCUGGAGGGCGCAUCCGAACACCGCCCAACAUCAGAUCCCGUCGAGCCCGAGCCAGGCCCCGGCCCCGAGAUCACGGAGCCGAGGAGCCCGAUCCAGAGACCCAUGGGCGGCAUGGGCGCAAGGCCGCGCCGGUCGCUUAACAAGCCCUCGCCGCGACCCUUGCCGCCGCCCUCCGCGCACGAGGAAGAGCUGCUGGACCCCUUCAAGGGACGGGUCCUCCGCCGAUCCCCGCCGCGCGGCGUGCUGCCCGCCCAUGAGCCGGAAGAGCCAGAGCUGCCCCCGACCCCGACGCAGAAGGGCAUCAGCGACCCUGCCGCCGCCAGCACCUCGCCCCUGGGCAUCCACAACACGCCGUCCAAACGACCUAGGAGGAGUAGGGCGCUUGCUGACAAGCUGCGCAGCGGGAGCUCGCCCCUCAAGCAGCCUCCCCUGCGCCCGCUUGACCUGGCCAAGGGCAAGCCGUCGUCCUCGCAGACUCUGGCGCAGACGUCACGCACUACAUCAAAGGGGGCGGAGAAGGCGACCUCUGGGACCCAGCAGCAGAGCCAGCAUCGGAAGCAACAGGAAGUUUCCCUGGAAACCCCUCAUCUUGGCCGAGGCCUCAAGGAGCCGGACCCUUUCGCCGAGAAGAAGGCCCUCCGAGACUCUUUGCAGGUAGAAGUAGCACAAUUGGUGGCCGACUUGGACGUUGCGCGGAGGGAGAAUGACAGACUGCACAGUCUACAAGAAGUGCGACGUUCACCAGUUCCGCAAGAACCUCAAGACAAAGACGCCCUUUUUGACCUUCUGCGACGCCAUGCCCUGCCUCCGGAAAAAGAGCGGCCACCGGAACCCUCGCAGUUGUGGUUAGAAGCUGCGCUGGACCCUAUGGCCUUUCUGCCUUUCGGAAAUCCAACUGCGAGUCUGCCGAACCCAUUCCAGCGCCCGGAGAAAGCCCCGGAGGAUCAACCAGAGCCCACGUCCCACCACCCCGUCUCAUUGACAGCCGACGAAGAGCUUCCCUACCUUCAGCUCUUCACCCCCUUGACGUUCACCUCGAGCACCACGCUCCUGCCGCAUAACCCGGAGGCAGACGGCGACGGCGAAGAGCACGCGCCCAUAAUACAGCGACACAGCAUGUCCGUGUCCUCCAGUCCGCGUGGGCUCUUUGCCGCCCGCAUCGACAUGCUAGUCAACACGAGGACCCUGACCAUCUCGGACCUCUCCGUCCCCAAGCUGGACCCCGCGGCGGCGACGGAGCUCGGCCCCUUCGUCCGGAAGAUCCUGGACACGGACGCGGCGCCCGUCAGCGCCCUGAGGCGGAACGUAAGCGUGCUCACCUGGGCCAUGGCCGAGUGGACAAGGCUGGCGAGUAAGCGCGCCCGCUUCUGGUGCCUCGUCAAUCGGGAGCUCGGCACGCGAGAGGGAAUACUGGAAUCGGUCAGGGACAUGAGAAGAGCGAGGAAGCGGAGGCGGCGUGUCGAGUCUGAGCCGGAAGAAUCCGGCGACGAAGGAGAGAGAGAAAAGAGGGGAUUCCGGCGAGCGGACUUCCUCCCUUUUCUUGGGCGCACGAGUCUGGACCUUGACCUCGGCCGUAACGGGCAGGGGGACCAGGGCCUGGGGUUGAGGGUCGAAUGGAAGAUCGGGUUUGACUGGACCGGAGAGGGGAACAGCACGAUUGGCGUUCUGGUCCAGGCACCCGGCAAGUGGCAUAGCCGUGACGAUAGAGGUAGUUUGGUAGGGAUGCCCGAGCUGUUCAACAGGCUCGUCCAGGAUGGGGGCGAGCCACUGGACGCACUCAAAACCGUCGUUGCACUGCUCGUCGGCGAGGGGAAGUAG
Molecule: messenger RNA, 2169 nt
Organism: Neoarthrinium moseri
Lineage: Eukaryota; Fungi; Ascomycota; Sordariomycetes; Amphisphaeriales; Apiosporaceae
Exons: 2
Coding region: 1-2169 (722 amino acids)
Source: RefSeq, a predicted model, not a curated record